CUCCAACAAAGGCGGUUGUUUUGAAAAGAAUUUGAAAAUAAUACGAAAAAUGUUGUCGGUUUUUGAAAAGUAUAUUUUGUUGUCCGUUUGUUUUGUGGCGUUGAGUACCGGUAUUUUUAUUGCUAAAGAAGAAUGUCCCCAAAACGAAGAGUUCCUGCUCUGCGGGUCAGCGUGCCCCUUCAACUGCUCCAACCCUGAGGGUCCCGUCAUAUGCUCUGAGGAUUGCAUCGAAGGUUGCUUCUGUAAGGCUGGCUACUUAAGGAACGAUAAUGGCACCUGUGUCACCACUGAUCAGUGUGUUGGUAAAAGCGAAGUCUGCGGUCCUAACGAGGAGUUCCUGUCUUGCGGCACAGCGUGCCCCCUGACCUGCAAGCAGCCAGAGCCACUGAUCUGCGGGCUUGCGUGUGGGAUGGGCUGCUUCUGCAAGUCUGGUUAUGUGCGAGACACGGUCAACAAUCAGUGUGUUACGCUGGAUAAAUGUCCCGUUGAACCAUGCCUAAACGACAACGAAACCUACGACCUCUGCAACGGGCAAUGCGAGCCUUCAUGCGAUGACCCCGAGCCGAUAUGCACUCGCAUAUGCAAGGGUGGUUGCAUAUGCGCCCCAGGUCUUCUCCGAGAUGCAAAUGGAGAAUGCGUCAGUGUUGACAAAUGCGCCAAUAAUACUGAUGUCAGUGUGCUGUCUAGAUAUAUGAAUGUUAUUAAUAAGAUUUUGCAAGUGUGAGGUUUUUAGAGGAAUAAAUUAAUAUUAUUGAGUGUA
Helicoverpa zea (corn earworm) is the source of this 760-nucleotide messenger RNA. RefSeq names its product serine protease inhibitor swm-1-like. The transcript has 4 exons. The record is from RefSeq and is a predicted model, not a curated record. Bases 50 to 724 code for a protein of 224 amino acids. NCBI's taxonomy places the organism in Eukaryota, Metazoa, Arthropoda, Insecta, Lepidoptera, Noctuidae.